CUUUUACAAUGCUGUUGUUUACACCCCCCCUUUUUUUUCUACCCAGGAUUGAUGGCUAGUACCUAAAAUUCAAGCGCUUGGCAGGUAGAGGCAGAAGGAUCUGGAGUCCAAGGACAUUUUCAGCUAUAUGAAAGAAAAACUGAAAACCCAACAUCACUUUUUGGAAUCUGAGAAUGCUACUAGUAAACCACACUUAAUAUUUGCCGUUUAGAGCCUGCUAAUCUCAGAAUUACCCUACAAUACACAGAGGCUGUAUCUACAUUGGGCAUCCUGCCAGGGAUGACCAUGACUCAACUGGGCUUCCUGCUGUUUCUCAUUGUGGCCACCAGAGGCUGCACUGCAGCUCAAGAGAACCUGGAUACCAACAGAUGGGCCAAUCCUGUGUCUUCCUCUCUGUUCAGAAGCUGCAAGGAAAUCAAACAGGAGAUGACUGGGGCACAAGAUGGUCUCUAUUUCCUCCGCACGAAGAAUGGUGUCAUCUACCAGACCUUCUGUGACAUGACCACUGCAGGUGGUGGCUGGACCCUGGUGGCCAGUGUGCAUGAGAACAACAUGUAUGGGAAGUGCACAGUGGGCGAUCGCUGGUCCAGUCAGCAAGGCAACAGAGCAGACAGCCCAGAGGGGGAUGGCAACUGGGCCAACUACAACACCUUUGGGUCUGCAGAGGGGGCCACAAGUGAUGACUACAAGAACCCUGGCUACUACGACAUCCAGGCUGAGAACCUGGGGAUCUGGCAUGUGCCCAACAAUAGCCCCCUGCAAAAUUGGAGGAACAGCUCCCUGCUGAGGUACCGCACCUUCAGUGGCUUCCUGCAGCACCUGGGCCAUAAUCUGUUUGGCCUGUACCAGAGAUACCCAGUGAAAUAUGGAGGAGGGAAGUGUUGGACUGACAAUGGCCCAGCAUUACCUGUGGUCUAUGACUUUGGUGAUGCUCAGAAGACAGCCUCUUAUUACUCCCCUUAUGGCCAGAAGGAAUUCACUGCAGGAUUUGUUCAGUUUAGAGUGUUCAAUAAUGAGAGAGCAGCCAAUGCCUUGUGUGCUGGCAUGAAGGUCACUGGAUGUAAUACUGAAAUUCACUGCAUCGGUGGAGGGGGAUUCUUUCCAGAAGGGAACCCUCGGCAGUGUGGUGACUUCUCGGCAUUUGAUUGGAAUGGAUACGGAACUCACGUUGCGUACAGCAGUAGCCGGGAGAUAACUGAAGCUGCUGUGCUUCUCUUCUACCGUUGAGAACUUUGUGGUGUGGGACCCAGACUCCUCCAAUCUGUAGGCUCACAUGCACGGAGAAAAUCUUACCGAGUUACUAGAAUGCCAAUGACACAGGAAAGGAAAAUAAAUCAUGUUCAUUGCAGGC
Cricetulus griseus (Chinese hamster) is the source of this 1351-nucleotide messenger RNA. The record is from RefSeq and is a predicted model, not a curated record. NCBI's taxonomy places the organism in Eukaryota, Metazoa, Chordata, Mammalia, Rodentia, Cricetidae.